Molecule: messenger RNA, 1737 nt
Organism: Geodia barretti
Lineage: Eukaryota; Metazoa; Porifera; Demospongiae; Tetractinellida; Geodiidae
Source: the annotation of a GenBank genome assembly
AUGGGAAUAUCCCAAGUGGUGAGUCGUUGUGCGGCAGUUCUGCUGGGCCAAAAGUUUUUCAAGGAAGAAUUCGGCCACUACUGCAGUGAAUUCUGGCUACCAGAUACGUUUGGCUACUCGGCUCAACUGCCUCAGAUCAUGGUUGGCUCUGGCAUCAACUACUUCCUCUCUCAGAAACUGAGUUGGAGCCUCACCAACAAGUUCCCUCACCACACGUUUCUAUGGGAAGGCAUUGACGGAACUUGUUGUCUGGUCCACUUCCCACCAGCAGAUACAUAUGAAUCUUGUGCAGAUGUGAAAGAUGUCUUGAAGACUGUGUCUCAGUUUAGAGACAAGGGAAGGAGUAGGCAGAGCAUCCUCCUCUAUGGACAUGGAGAUGGCGGAGGAGGACCAACGGAGGACAUGCUGCAGAAUUUGAAGAGAAUGGAGGAUGUAGAUGGACUACCAAAGGUGCUAAUGUCCAGUCCCCAGCAGUUUUUCAGUAGCUUAACGAGUGAAAAGGACAGGCUGUGCAAAUGGGUUGGUGAGCUCUAUCUGGAGUUACAUCGUGGCACAUACACUACACAAGCUAAGGUUCAUCCUACAGCCUUGGUUGAUUGUGUUCCUUUUGGGUUUCAAGCCCUGGAGAUCUGCCAGCCACAGGCUCCAGUCACACUCGCUGAGGGGCCAGAUGGGGAUAUAAUCAUACUGGAAAAUGUGCACCUGAGAGCCACACUGAAGACUGGAGUCCUAACUUCACUAGAGCCACUGUCAGUGCCCGGUGGAGGUGUGAGUGUUCUAGAACGUGGUCCUCUCAGAGCCUCUGUCCAGGUGAAGGUUCCCAUCAGUUCACACAGUCACAUCUUGCAGCAUAUCAUUCUGGAUGCCGACUGUCCGUACCUACGAUUUGAGACCAACGUUGAGUGGCAUGAGAACCGCAAGUUCUUGAAGAUAGAGUUUCCUCUGAACGUUCGCAGCCACGAGGCCACCUAUGAAAUUCAGUUUGGACACCUGCAAAGGCCCACUCACUUCAACACCUCGUGGGAUCAGGCUCGCUUUGAAGUUUGCGCCCAGAAAUGGGCUGACUUGUCAGAGCAUGGGUUUGGAGUGGCCGUACUGAAUGACUGCAAGUACGGCCACUCUACACUGGGCAACAUCAUGAGGCUCUCCUUGUUGCGAGCCCCCAAAGCUCCAGAUGCUACAGCCGAUAUGGGCACCCAUCAUUUCACCUAUGCCAUUAUGCCACACCAUGGGGCAUUUCAAGAAGCUGGAGUUAUACAUGAGAGCUACAAUCUGAACCACCCUCUUUCGGUUACCAGCUCCACACUUUUUGGUGAUCCAGUGUCAUUUUUCACCACUGACAAUCCAGCAAUAAUCCUGGAGACAGUGAAAACAGUGGAGUUAGUAAGCUCUACUAAGGCUAUUGUAGUAAGGCUGUAUGAGGCCUUUGGGAGUCAGACAAGUACCACUCUCACUAGCACACUGCCCUUCAAAGCUUCUCAGAGGUGCAAUUUGCUGGAGGACGGCACAGGAGCAUUGGAGGCCUGGUCUGGGGAACUCAGCAUCGACUUUGAACCCUUUAAAAUUGUGAAUAUUCUUCUCUACUUUUAAUCAGUUUGGAGACAUUAAAUUGGCAUUUUGACAAAGGUUACAAUUGAAAAAUAGUCAGCGUAAGAGUCCGCAAAAAGUGGAGGAACAGAGAAUAUUCUAGAAUUUCCCCAAUGAAUAGAACUUUCUCUUCUUCACCAUGCAAUGUAU